GCGAGGGUCAGACGGGCAGUAGUUGAGUCAGCGAGUGUUCAGGGAUCUGCAGGAGCGCAUCUCAGGUGAAACAGAACAGUGCCGGAACCCGAAAGAGGAAUAAAUAAAGACAAAAUUAAAUACAAUUAAAAAUCCUAUUGUUAAGCGUUUUGAGAGGGAAUGCCAUCAAUCGAGAUGAAACUGGAACUGGUGACGCUCAUCGCGUGCGACGUGGACGCUGAGGUGUUCACAUCCGACAAAAUGCAGGAGCGCUUCGAGUCGCUGUUUCGGAUCUACGACGAUCAAACAUCCUUCCAGAUGUUUAAGAGUUUCCGGAGAGUGCGGAUUAGCUUCAGCACGCCAGAGGCCGCUGCACGCGCUCGCAUCGAGCUGCACGACUCCGAAUUCAAUGGCUCCAAACUCAGCCUUUACUUCGCACAGGUGCAGAACUCGGGUGAAGAGGUGGACAAGGCGUUUCUGGCUCCACCCCAACCUGUGAAGCAGUUCCUCAUCUCUCCGCCCUCUUCCCCACCUGUGGGGUGGAGCCAAAGUGAAGACACCACCCCUGUCAUUAACUAUGACCUUCUGUGUGCCGUGGCCAAACUGGGCCCAGGUGAGAAAUACGAGCUGCACGCAGGUACAGAUUCCACUCCCAGCGUGGUCGUGCACGUGUGCGAGAGCGAGACGGAGGAAGAAGACGAGGCCCGGGCUAAGAUGAAAAUCGUCCAGACGCGACGUCCCGACAGCCCUCCGAAAGUCUACAACUAAACCCGCCCAUUCCGCACGUGUUUUCUGUCUAAAUCUGUCUCUCUCUCUCAUAUGGAGGCAAAGACACCCUUCAUUUCAGCUCUAAUUAAAAAAAAAAACACCUAAACAAAUCGGAAAAGAAAUUUUAGAGGGGAGAGCGAUUCUCGCUCGCGAUGGAAAAGGACGGACCGAGUUAGUCUUGACCGGAAGAACUGACACACAGACACGUCACCGUCUCACUGAACAGCAAAGGUAGCAUGGAAGGAAGGGGGUGGGGGUGGGAUAAGAAACCUCCUGCAAUCAGAGCACUUUUCAUUCACUCAUUCACACACUCAUGUAGGCUCAAACUAGUGUAGCAUUAAAGGAUCAGUAGAAAUUAAAUGUAUCUAAAUGUAGUAAUAGAAGCUGAUGUAGUGGUUUCAUAUCACACUUUAUUUUUAGCAUUCAAGUAACGGAUCAUGGAGGAAUAACACAAAAGGGGACGCGCCGCUUUUUUGUUUUGUUUGUUUGUUUUUUGCAGAUUUGAUGACUCGUCACAUAUCAGGUGUCGUGCCGAGUUUAUACAGACCAUGUGAUCCGGAUGCAUGUGUAUUAGUGUGUAUUAGUGACGCAUUAAGGUACAGAAAGGAAGGCAGAAAUGAAUUGUACACACACACCACCUCUGGUUGCUGUAUUCUUGAACGAUGGUUGUUUUUUUUUUUUUGAACUUAUAUACUUGGAAAUGUUUGUUUACUUAACUAUAUGUGUGGUGUUGUGAUUAAUAUUGUUCCUACCAUGUAUUUGAUACCACAACCAUUCUUUGCAUGUUAACGCUGAACGCGGAGCGUUUUAUACCGAACGAUAGAAAUCAAAGAUCGAGAUCGCCAUCGAUACCUGUCCCGCCGCUGCCCGGGAGUCUGGAAGUCUGUAAAGGCGUUACGAUCCGAACAAUUGUUUGUAGUUUUAAUUUUAUUUUUUCAAGCUCUAGAUGCUUCCCGCAGUGAAUCACGGAG
Silurus meridionalis is the source of this 1718-nucleotide messenger RNA. RefSeq names its product regulator of calcineurin 3 (gene rcan3). Gene Ontology annotation, cellular component: nucleus; cytoplasm. The transcript has 4 exons. Gene Ontology annotation, biological process: calcium-mediated signaling. The record is from RefSeq and is a predicted model, not a curated record. Bases 160 to 747 code for a protein of 195 amino acids. Gene Ontology annotation, molecular function: calcium-dependent protein serine/threonine phosphatase regulator activity; nucleic acid binding. NCBI's taxonomy places the organism in Eukaryota, Metazoa, Chordata, Actinopteri, Siluriformes, Siluridae.